CUCUACACUGUGUGUGACAGGAUGUGGUCCAGCAGAACAACACUCUGAUCGAGGAGAUGCUCCACCUCAUCAUCAUGGUCGUCAGUGAGCGGUACGUGUCAGGUGUUGGCCAGGUGGAACCUUUUGAUGAGGUCAGAAGAGAAAUCAUCCACCAGCUGUCAAUCAGACCGAUGGCUCACAGCGAGCUGGUGAAGGCUCUGCCAGAGAAUGGCAACAAGGAAACGGGUCUGGAGAGAGUCAUCGACAUUGUGGCUUCGUUCAAGAAGCCAGGUGUGACGGGUCGAGGACUGUAUGAACUGCGUCCCGAGUGGAGUAAACACUUCAACCUGUACUUUCAUCACUACAGCAGAGCCGACCAGUCCAAGGCUGAGGAGGCUCAGAGGAAGCUGAGGAGACAGAACGGAGAGGACACAGCCCUGCCCCCCCCUCUCCCUCCCCCCCUCUGUCCCCUGUUCGGCAGCCUGGUGAACCUGCUGCAGUGUGACGUGCUGCUGGCUGUAGAGGGCGCCGUGCUGCAGUGGGCUGUGGAGCCCAGCGGGGGGGGCUGGACCGAGUCCAUGCUGCAGAGGGUGCUCCACCUGGUGGGUGUGGCUCUGCUGGAGGAGCAGCAGCAGCUGGAGAACAGCAGCGGAGACGAUGACGUCACCUUCAACUACACCUGCAAGAUCACACGUCCAGGUGAGGCUCCCAGCACUUCAGGAAGUGUCCUGGCUCUGUUGGAGAGUCUGCAGAACGCUCCUCACUUGGAGGUCCACAAAGACAUGAUCACCUGGAUCCUCAAGAUGGUGACAAACAUCAAGACGAUGAGAGAGCGCACGUCCUCCGCCUCCACCGUCACCAUCAGCCAGGAGCAGGGCCCGGAGGAGACGGUGCGAGACAAAGACAAGGCGGAGAGGAAGAGGAAGGCGGAGAUGGCUCGGCUCAGGAGGGAGAAGAUCAUGGCUCAGAUGUCUGAGAUGCAGAAACAUUUCAUCAACGAGAACAAAGAACUCUUCCAGCAGAGUCUGGAGGAGCUGGAGGCCUCCACCUCUGCUGCUGCAGAGACCGGUUCUCCCAGUCUGGAGCCGUCCUUUGUCUCUCAGGUGUGCGUUGGUCCUAGGAGAGUGGGCGGAGUCGAGCGCCGCCAGCUGGUGACCUGCAUCUUGUGUCAGGAGGAGCAGGAGGUCAGAGGUCACGGCAGAGCAAUGGUGUUGGCCGCAUUUGUCCAGAGGUCCACUGUUUUGUCCAAAAACCGCCACCACGGCCUGCCCGACCCAGAGCAUCACGACCCUCUUUUCAUGCACCCUGACCUGUCUCUGGGGGUCCACACGGCCAGCUGUGGACACAUCAUGCAUGCCACCUGCUGGCAGAGGUACUUUGAGGCGGUGCAGCUGAAGGAGCAGAGGCGUCAGCAGCGUCUUCGAGGUCACACCAGCUACGACGUAGAGAACGGAGAGUUCCUGUGUCCGCUGUGCGAGUGUCUGAGCAACACUGUCAUCCCUCUGCUGCCACACACACGCACACCUGACCACAG
This is a messenger RNA of Micropterus dolomieu (smallmouth bass), 1513 nucleotides long. Its product is annotated as E3 ubiquitin-protein ligase UBR2-like. The record is from RefSeq and is a predicted model, not a curated record. The annotation marks the transcript as partial. NCBI's taxonomy places the organism in Eukaryota, Metazoa, Chordata, Actinopteri, Centrarchiformes, Centrarchidae. The transcript has 13 exons. Gene Ontology annotation, biological process: ubiquitin-dependent protein catabolic process via the N-end rule pathway. Gene Ontology annotation, cellular component: ubiquitin ligase complex; cytoplasm. Gene Ontology annotation, molecular function: ubiquitin protein ligase activity.